GUUAACUGGGAUGUUGAAGAAGAAGAGGAGGCGGAACAAUCCAGUGAAUUCCCAGGGUACAGCUUGGAGCCUGCAGGGUGGCUGCGUAUCUUCAGUGGUGCCCAUGGACCAGAAAAAGAGACAGAGUCUCACCGUACGGCCCUCGGGUAGAGUGCCAUGGCCUCACACAUCUCACAGCAACCUCCAACUCCUGGGCUUACACGAUUCUCUUGCCUCAGCCUCCCGAGUAGCUGGGACUACAGGCGCCCACCACAAUGCCCGGCUAUUUUUUGGUUGCAGUUUGGCUGGGGCCGGGCCUGAACCCACCACCCUCGGCAUAUGGGGCCGGCGCCCCACCGACUGAGCCACAGGUGCCACCUGGGCCUUUUAUUUUUAUAAUGCAUCUGGGGGCCUUGAAUGAGUAGUGGGUACCUGACAGGGCCAUUUUCCUAAUGACAGGCCAGGACUCUGGCCUUGGAACCUGUCUACCUCUCUAAUUUUUAGAUUUCCCACUACACCUCGGGAAGAAUGUGGUAGGCCGAAUGCCUGACUGCUCUGUAGCCCUGCCUUUUCCAUCCAUCUCCAAACAACAUGCAGUGAUUGAAAUCUUGGCCUGGAACAAGGCCCCUGUUCUCCGAGAUUGUGGAAGCCUCAAUGGUACCCAAAUCCUAAGGCCUCCUAAGGUUCUGAGCCCUGGGGUAAGUCAUCGACUGAGGGACCAGGAAUUGAUUCUCUUUGCUGACUUGCCCUGCCAGUACCAUCGCCUAGAUGUCCCCCUGCCCUUUGUCUCUCGGGGUCCUCUAACUGUAGAGGAGACACCCAGGGCACAGGAAGGAAAUCAACUCCAGAGACUUCCAUUGGCUGAGGACUCAGAAGAAGAAAUUGAUUCUCUUUCUGAAACGGAUAUGAUGAAAGAAUCAAGAACCACAUCCUCUCCUUUGUCAAUGGUAGUUCCAGACAGUGAUGAAGAGGGGCCUUCCCUUUCCCCAUGUGACCAUGGGCCACCUUUUGUCUUCAGCUUAGACAGUGACACAGAUGAGGAGGAAGGUCAACAACAAGUAACAGGGGAAGUUUCCUUCACUGCCAGAAGAGGUGCUACUGCAGAAGCAGAGCAGCCUGCAGCUGAUGGAGUUACAACCCAAAUCCAGCUUGAAAAGGAUCAUCCUUCAGUGAAAGAGAGAAACAAUGACACAAAAAUUGAAAGGGAUGCAGGAAAUGGAGUGGUUCCAGUGAUUCUGAAGAGGAGCCAACCUUCUGGGGAGGACAGUGAUACAGAUGUGGAAGAUGAGAGCAGACCUCAUGGAAGGCCAGCUGAGGUCCAUUUGGAAAGGGCCCAGCCUUGUGGCAUUAUUGACAGUGAUACUGAUGUGGAAGAAGAGGGAAUCCUGGCAACCCCAGCUCUAUUUCCUGUGAAGAAGAGGCAAAUGUUCCAUGGAGUUGGCACAAGGGGUGCUAGAGCACCUGAAUUGGCACAUCUGCAGGAGAGCCAGGCUGGCAGUGAUACAGAUGUAGAGAAAAGUGAGGCUCCACAGGCCAUCCCACUGGAGAAAAGCCAGGCCUCCAUGGUGAUCAACAGUGAUACAGAUGAUGAGGAAGAAGUCUCAGCAGCACUCACUUUAGCACGUCUGAAAGAGAGCCAAGCUAUUAUAUGGAACAGAGAUACAGAUGUGGAAGAUAACGGGGCCCAACCUGUGAUCUUUGUGGAGCAAAGCCGAACCUCCAGUGGAAGAGACAGUGACACAGAUGUAGAAGAGGAAGGGCUCCCAGUGGAAAAGAGAGAAACCAUCCCUGAGGGUCACACAGAAAAAGAUGGAGCCCAUGUCAUAGCACAUUCAGAAGAAAACCAACUUCCUCUUGGGGAUAGUGAUACAGAUGUAGAAGCUGAUAAGAUCUCACUUGGGAUCCACCUGGAGAGAAGCCAAGCCUCCAGCUCAGUGGAUAUCAACACAGAAGUGGAGGAGGAAGGCCCAUCAGGGCCAUACGUUGUACAUCUAGAGAAGCAUCAGGUGUCUGUGGAGGGGAUAUAUGAAACAGAUGUGGAAACAGAGAGGUGGGCAGCAAAGCUGCCCAUGGUACCUCUAGAGGAAGCCCAGCCUCCUCUGAAUGAGGCCUAUGAAACAGAUGCAGAGGAAGGCACAUCCUUAGCAGGCUCAGCAGUGGCAGAUGUAAGAAAGAGCCAGCUUCCAGUAGAAGGGGAUGCUGGGACGGAGUGGGCUGCAGUUGUUCCUGAGUGGGAAAGAGCUCUUGAAGUGGGGACCCAGGGUGGGUCACCUGUGGCACAAGUGGAGCAGGACCUUAUCCCUAUCUCAAGGGAGAACCUCACAGAUCUGGUGGUGGACACCGACACUCCAAAGGAACCCACCCAGCCCUACAGAGAAGGACCCCGGACUCCCACAGGAAGAGAGAGAGAACGACACAUGGGGAUAGCCAAGGACUUUGAAGACAACCAUGAUGAUUCUGAAGAUCUGGACCUACAGGCUACUCAGUGCUUUGUGGAGAGAGAGAAUCAGAGCCUGGAAGUCCAGAGCAUGGAAGAUGAACCCACACAGGCCUUCCUGUUUAUUCCACCCCAAGAGCCUGACCCUUCCUGUUGCAGCUUCCAGGCCUCAGAUGAGCCAUGGGAGGUCCUGGCUACACAGCCAUUCUGUCUGAGAGAAUCUGAAGCCUCUGAUAUCCAGCCCAUUGCCAGUCACCUUAAGGCUCAUGGAUCUUGCCUGUCUUCACUUAGGACAACACCACAAGACCAACAUCCGAAGAGCUCAGAUCACACAGAGCCUUUGGAGAUUCAUGACAAUGGAAUGCAGAUUGUGGAUAAAGACAUGAGUAUACCAAAAGAAACUGCAGAGAGGGUGACCAUUGAGAGAGGGCCAUUGAAGCGGAAAACCAAGAAACUGCCACCAAGAGGAGAAAGAGAUGUAACAAGAGAUGAAGAAUCAACCAGAGGGAUACAGGGCAGAGAACAAAAAUUGUUAGCUAGAGACGCUCAGAGACAAGAGUUUGACAAAAAAAAGAAAAGUACAAGUCCUGAAAGGGAUAAGGAGAGUUUGAAGGUAGAAACUGAGACAUCCAAGAAAAUACAAGAGAAAGAAAUAGAGAAACAGACCCUCACAAGAGAAACAUUUGAGAGAGAAGUAGAGCAACCAAUACCAGAAGGAGAGUGUGAGCCAAACGAAUCGGAAGUAAGGGUACUCACAAUGAUGCUGGGGAGAGGCACACAGAGAAGGGGGCCAGAGAGGGGGAGCCAGGGCCAGAAAGGGCAGGCCUCCUGCCCACCAGCAGAGCCUGGAAUGGGAGCAGGGGAUCUUCAGAGGCCUGCUUCAGCCUCAGCCCCAGUAGCUUCUGGGAGCCAGUCAAGUGGAGGAAGGGGAGUCCAAGUGAGCCUCAGGAGGCAGCAGAGAGGCCACCUGAAUUGCAAGAUGCCACCUACUGAGAAGACUUCCUCGGGUGAUCAGGAAUCCCGAGAUGCUUGUCUGCCUCCUGCAGAGACUGAAGCCUUAGCUCCACCCCAAGGCUCCCUUGUCUCUCAGACCCAAAAACAUCUUGCACCUCAGUCCCUUUUUUCUCCUUUUCUACCUUCUCUUGAGCCAUUCAUUCCUAAAACCAGGCAAAAGGAGAGUCAGGAGGCUCCAGAGACCCCCUUGUCCUCAGAGGUGGAACCUUUCCACCCAAAGCCUAAAGUCAGAUCUCGGGGUUUGUCCAGGAUGACACGCUCUCCAGUUUCCUCUACUCCCCCUGAGCCCUACCCUACCACCCCCACAGAUCAGCCUGUCACCCUGGAGCCCACAUCUCGGGCCACUCGGAGCAGGACAAAUAGGUCCGCUGUCAAGAACCCUGACCCAGUUGUUCCUUCAGCCUCUGAGCUCCAAUCUUCCACUUUUACAUCCCAGCCUGUCACCACAAAGCCCAUAACUCGGGCCACUGGGGGCAGGACAAAUACAUCUUCUGUUAAAAUGCCUGACCCAAUUGUUCCCACAGUCCCUGAGCUUCACCCUUCUUCUUCCACAGACCAGGCUGUCAACCCCAAGUCCAUAUCUUGUGCCACUUGGGGCAAGACAAAUAGAUCCUCUGUCAAGACUUCUGAACCAAUUAUCCCCACAGCUCCUGAGCUCCAGCAUUCCACUUCCACGGACCAGUCUGUCACCCCAAAGCACACAUCUCGGGUCACUCGGGGCAAGGCAAAUAGGUCCUCUGUCAAGACUCCUGAACCAAUUGUCCACACAGCCCCUGAGCUCCAGCCUUCCACUUCCAUAGACCAACCUGUCACCCCAAAGCCCACAUCUCGGGCCACUCGGGGCAGCACAAAUAGGUCCUCUGUCAAUACUCCUAAAUCAGUUGUCCCCAUAGUCCCUGAGCUCCAGCCUAUCACUUCCACAACCCAGCUUGUCACCUCAAAGCCCACAUCUCAGGUCAUUAGGGGCAAAACAAAUAGAUUUUCUGUUAACAUUCCAGAACCAUUUGUCCCCACAUCUCCCGAGGUCCAGCCUUCUACCUCCACAGAACAGCCUAUCAACCCAAAGCCCACAUUUCAGGCCACUCAGAGCAGGACAAAUAGGUCCUCUGUCAAGACCCCUGAACCAGUUGUCUCCACAGCAUCUGAGCUCCAGUCUUCCACUUCCACAGACCAACCUGUCACCCCAAAGCAUACAUCUCGGGUCACUCGGAGCAGGGCAAAUAGAUCAUCUGUCAAGUACUCUGACCCAAUUGUCCCCAUAGUCCCUGAGCUCCAGACUUCCAUUACCACAGACCAGCCUGUCAACCUCGAGCACAUACCUCAGACCACUCGAGGCAGAACAAAUAAGUCUUCUGUCAAGACUCCUGAACCAAUUGUCCCCACACCCCCUGAGCUCCAACCUUCCACUUCCACAGCCCAGCCUGUCAACCCCAAGCACAUAUCAAGAACCACUCGGGGCAAGACAAAUAGGUCCUCUGUCAAGACUCCUGAACCAAUUGUCCCCACACCCCCUGAGCUCCAACCUUCCACUUCCACAGCCCAGCCUAUCACCCCAAAGCCCACAUCUCAGGCUACUCGAGGCAGAACAAAUACAUUCUCUGUUAAGACCCCUGAAUCAGUUGAACCCACAACUUGUGAUCUUGAGCCUCCCACUCCCACAGACCAACCUGUCACCCCCAAGGUCAUAGUUGAGGGUAGUCAAAGCAGGACACUAAGAUCUUCUACAAUAAGUGCUUUGCCUUUUCUUACCACCCCUGAAUUUCAGCCUUCUGUCACCACAGGCCAGCCUGUUCCCCCUGAGCCUGUUCCUCAAGCCAGUUGCAGAAGACAGAGAGCUGCUGGGAAGCAUGGCUCCCUCACAUCUCCCAUUGUCUAUAAACCUUGCUCUACAUCCCCUGAACCUAAAUCCCAAUCCUCAGGGAACCAAAGGUGGGGAGCAGUGAGGGCAGCUGAGUCCCUUACAACCAUUCCUGAGCCUGCAUUUCCACAGCUGCUUGAGGUACCCCAGAUCCAAGAGGUGGAACCAACAGAUAGAUCUGGGUUCACCCCUGAGCCCCAGCUUAAGGUCUCUCAGAGCCGCAAAAGGGCUUUAGCCUCUUCACCCCCACUUCCAAAACGGCCCCAAAGAGGGGAAGUCACCCAGAAGACAGCGUUUCUCAAGGAAGAGGCAGAAGGCACCACAGAGAAGCCAGGAAAGGAAGAGGAUGUGAUUCCAGCACCAGGCAAGAGAAAGAGACACCAGGCAGAGGAGGAUCCCAAGGAAAUACCAAGCCGCAGCCUCAGACGGACUAAACCUAACCAAGAAUCAACAGCCCCCAAAGUGCUCUUCACAGGAGUGGUGGAUGCUCGGGGAGAGCGGGCCGUGCUGGCACUGGGGGGAAGUCUGGCCAGCUCAGUGGCAGAAGCUUCUCAUCUGGUCACUGAUCGAAUCCGCCGGACAGUCAAAUUCCUGUGUGCCUUGGGGCGGGGGAUCCCCAUCCUUUCACUGGACUGGCUGCAUCAGUCCCGCAAGGCUGGUUGCUUCUUGACCCCAGAUGAAUAUCUAGUGGCUGAUCUUGAGCAGGAGAAGAACUUUGGGUUCAGCCUUCAAGAUGCUCUGAGCCGUUCUCGGGAGCGAAGGCUGCUGGAGGGCUAUGAGAUUCAUGUGACCCCUGGAGUCCAGCCACCCCCACCUCAGAUGGGAGAGAUCAUCAGCUGCUGUGGAGGCACUUUCCUCCCCAGCAUGCCCCGGUCCUAUAAGCCUAAAAGAGUUGUGAUCACAUGCCCCCAGGACUUCCCUCGUUGCUCCAUUCCUUUGAGGGUUGGGCUGCCCCUCCUCUCACCUGAAUUCCUGCUGACAGGUGUGCUGAAGCAGGAAGCCAAGCCAGAGGCCUUUGUCCUUUCUACUUUGGAAAUGUCAUCCACCUGAAAACUCCAGUACUUUUUCCUCUCCAACAAAUAAAGUAUUAGAAAAUAUUUGCAAGAAUGAACUCAGGGCUUUAGAAAAGAUUGGGGUAUACUGAUAUGAUUCUAAGGAACAUGGGUGGGACCAGAAAGGUUUAUGGAUAAACAGAAAGAGAGAGAUUGGGAGGC
Messenger RNA from Nycticebus coucang (slow loris), 6502 nucleotides. RefSeq names its product mediator of DNA damage checkpoint 1 (gene MDC1). Gene Ontology annotation, cellular component: nucleus. Gene Ontology annotation, biological process: positive regulation of transcription initiation by RNA polymerase II. The coding region runs from base 522 to 6338 and encodes 1938 amino acids. Gene Ontology annotation, molecular function: protein binding. The transcript is spliced from 14 exons. The record is from RefSeq and is a predicted model, not a curated record. NCBI's taxonomy places the organism in Eukaryota, Metazoa, Chordata, Mammalia, Primates, Lorisidae.